AUGUACGGCAUAAGAGCAGAAGGCGGAGAGGCAAGCCUGUACCGAGGGGAAGGCAUUUCAAAGGAGUGCAUUACUGCAUCGAGUUUAUCAUCCGACCGGCGACCAUCACAGCUCGACCCGUACGGGACUCGCAGCGUGCUGUCCCGAGCGCUCGACGUCUGGGCCCAAGCAUCACGUCUCACCUUCCAAGAAGUCAAUUCGGACGAGGCUGACAUCGUGGUUUCCUUUGCCAGGCGUUACCAUGACGACCCGUAUCCAUUCGACGGCCGCGGCUCGAUUCUUGCGCACGCGUUCUUCCCGGGCAGUGGCCGAGGUGGAGACGCUCACUUCGACGAUGAUGAGCUGUGGCUACUAGAGCCAAACGAUGAGGAAGAAGAAGGUACUUCACUAUUUGCCGUGGCUGCUCAUGAGUUUGGGCAUUCACUAGGAUUACAGCACAGCUCGGUUAAAGGUGCUCUCAUGUUUCCGUGGUAUCAAGGCAUUCAACCAAAUUUCGUUCUACCCGAAGACGAUCGCAACGGCAUUCAACAAAUGUAUGGUCCUAAAACAAGUAACAAAUGGGCACGAAUACCACCAAAUUACCGACCGGUAGAACCACCACCAACAACUACCACAACAACGACCACGACAACAACUACCACAACCAGACGUCCGUAUAUCCAUCAUCAUCACAAUAGACACCCUGAAAGAUACCCUAAUCGAGGAUACACACCACAAUAUCCACGUAUUCCCACCAAAUAUCCUAUCUAUUACCCAGAAAGACCACACUAUCCGGACCGGUCUGACCCAAGAUACAACUACCCAGAUCGCCGUCUUCACAACUCAAGUGAUGAACAUCCUCGCCGCACCAAUCAUCAUUAUCCACGUCCAACAGAAACUACAACGCAUCCUACAUCCUAUCGCCCUCGAUACCCUCAUGUGAGACCCGAGUAUCCAAGUUAUCCACGACCUAGUUAUCCAAAUCCUAACAAUCCCACGCAAGAUAACCCAAGAAAACCCUAUUACCCUGAAAGGACUACUCAAAGACCUACAACGACGACACCUGCUGACAAACCUGAUACGUGCGAUACUAGUUAUGACGCAGUUGCGCUUAUACGUAACGAGCUGUUUAUCUUUAAGAACAGAUAUCAUUGGAGGAUAGGAGCUAGUGGACGCUACACCGGUUAUCCGAUGGAGAUAACCAGAAUGUGGUCUAGUUUACCAAGAGAUCUUACUCAUGUUGAUGCUGUUUAUGAAAGACCAGAUCGGAAAAUAGCAAUUUUCGUAGGUAAAGAAUUGUACUUGUUUGAUUCACAAUACCUAGUGCCAGGUUACCCGAAGCCAUUAACCAAACUUGGUCUUCCUGAAAAUUUAGAGAAACUAGAUGCUGCUAUGGUUUGGGGACACAACGGCAAAACUUACUUUUAUAGUGGUUCUCAAUAUUGGAAAUAUGACGAAGACGAUGGUCGCGUAGAACCUGAUUAUCCUCGCAAUAUGGGUAUGUGGAAAGGCGUCGGCUACAACAUCGAUAGUGUAUUCCAAUGGAAAGACGGCAAAACAUACUUCUUCAAAGGAAAAGGUUUUUGGAAGUUCAACGAUCUUCAAAUGCGUGUGGAACGCGAGAAACAAUAUCCUUCAGCUCCAUUCUGGAUGGGCUGCCCCACGGAGCGCGCGGGCCGGCGCGCCGGCUACCACGCGCCUCCAGCUCCAGGCUCAACUCUUCGCUCACCUAGUUCUGCGUCUACUCUACGUGUUAACUUUUUACCUUUCUUAUACUCUACACUAUUGAUAUUGGGAACUUAUAUUAAACACUGUUAG
Molecule: messenger RNA, 1797 nt
Organism: Arctia plantaginis
Lineage: Eukaryota; Metazoa; Arthropoda; Insecta; Lepidoptera; Erebidae
Source: the annotation of a GenBank genome assembly